Molecule: messenger RNA, 1011 nt
Organism: Paramuricea clavata
Lineage: Eukaryota; Metazoa; Cnidaria; Anthozoa; Malacalcyonacea; Plexauridae
Source: the annotation of a GenBank genome assembly
AUGGAUGCUACAUAUUACGAUUUAUUACAAGAUGAGAACGAUACCUUUUAUAUUAAUUUCGACACUCCAACUCCUAGGCCUCACUUCAUGGUGUUACCGAAAAACCCAGUUAGUAUUGAACAUGAUUUUAGCAAGAUGACACCGGAGAAAACAGAGAAGCUUAUGGAAGCGGUUCGGUCUAUGAUGGCACGUUUUGACAUACCUAUAGUGGUAUUCUGUCCAUUCAUCGAGGAUCGUGGUUGUCCACGAAGACGAAAAUAUUUCAUGCCCAUAUUUGCGUAGAUGUCAACCUCUAUUUGCACGUUUUUGAGCAACAAGAGAGUAUCAUUCCUUACUGGCCAAAUAAGCAUUUAUACGUAACACGCCAAUGGAAAGUGAAUGAUGACCCAAAGUCAUACCCCCAAAAUGUUCUUGGCUAUCCUUAUAAGUGUCACCUUAAUGUAGAUGUGCCCGCCAUCGAGAAACUACUGUUUGUUCCGAGGCCGGUUUUGCCCGAGGUUGACGUACCGGGCAUAUCAGUGAUUCAGCACCCAAGCCAUCCAAAAAUCGGGUUUGUUGGGAAGGAAGUCCCUUUAGAAAAUUUGGUUUGGGUGAUCGAGAAUUUUGCCCAAAAGCUCGGCUUAAUCAACCGGACAUCGAAAGACGAUGGUUAUCAUGUGUGUUUAUAUUUGGGUUCGGGUAAGUUUAUAUAUACAGCAUACUUCUUUUGAUAAACCCAGUACGUAACAGACAUUUUCACUUACCUAUUACCUAUAUUUUCUGUACUAUUAAAUAUUAUAAUGUUUUUGAUAUAAAACGACGAGUUUGAAUGCUUAGAUUUAUGUGUUUACAAUUAUUUUGUUUUCUUUGGUAGUUUCAACUGAAGAUUGGAAUUUCGUCAGUAACACGGGAGAGGAAGUUCUUGGAUACAUCGUGACUAGUGGGCCUCGCUUCUACCAACUGUGUCCUCUGGCACAACGAAAGGAAUGGUUUGCUGCUUUCGAACAGUCCGAUUUUAAAUGUAAAACUUAA